AUCGCCUUUUUCGCUUUAUUUCUCUCUUUCCUCAAGCUUCUUCUAACUAGCUCCACUCAAAAGAAACACAACGAACAACAACGCUGAAGAACGCAGUGAAUGUGCUGCUUGAAGAGAUGUGACUCCUUACGCAAGGCGUAUUCAAUUGAGUGGCUAUUUUAGAGUCCGCGUCACGUAGCGUACUUCUUUUGUUCGACACAACUUGCCUUUAAGUCUCGCAAGCAAUACAUAAACGCUGGAGUGAGCGAUGCUAGAAAACACUGGCACUGUAGGAGCACUCCCAUACGUUAGCGUCUACGUGCGAUAGGAUACUUCGUGAAAAGCCAGGACACCGGUGCAAGUCGCUUUGAAUCGUUGACGCAACUUCUGUCUGUCUCUCGUACUGAAGAACUUGUUUCGUGACGGUUUGCUGUUCGGCACAAAUGCUUUCAUGACAAAUACAGGCAUGCGCAUUGCUGGAUUGAAGUUAGUUAGUUAGUUAGUUAGUUAGUUAGUUAGUUGGAAAUAACGAAUAGCUAGCAAAUGAUUGACAUUGCAAAAGUAAACUACCUGCUCGGUGCGGCUGGUAUGUUGCUUUUGUCUACGAUGAGGAAGGGCGUGACAGCGACGGAUGUCCAGACUAACCAUCCUUUGCCCCCUCACACUCACGCCUACGGGGUACUACAGCGGCAUCUAUACACUGUAGAAGACUACUGCGAGAAUGAUCUACGAACAAUCCGAUUCCACGAGGCACUUCUUAUACGAAGCCAAAGGCCGCAUAGGAAAUUAUAUCUGGGCGGAGUACAGUGCACUAUGACACUGAAUGCGUCUCACAAAGAUAUUGGCCUUAUUAUAGCUAUGAAGACGCUGGUCACGCGAAGUCAGCUCGACAAUUUGACCCUGAGGUUAGCGGGAAGCUCGGAACCUGUGACAUUAUUUGGCAAUUUAUUUGACGGAGAUUCUCCUAAUCACUUCAAUGUGUCCAAUAACGGAGAAGUGGAACUUACGUGGAUGACCGCUAAUCGGUCCUCCGUCAAAAAUCUUACUGCUACUGGACGUGGUUUUGAUAUGGUCGUUACCGCGUUCAAGGCAAAAUGCGAAGGCAAUGAUACGCUGUUGCAUGGCUGUUUCAAGUGCCUGACCGGAUCCCGUUUUAUUAGCGCAAUUCAUGUUUGCGACAAUCACAAUAAUUGUGGGGAUCUCAGUGAUGAAAAAUGCUCUAACGAGUCUGUAUCAAGUGUCACUAUAGUGGCCAUUGUUCUGGCUGUAGGCGCCGUAAUUUUAGGUCUUAUUUUUGCAACAGCUUACCAACUGAAAAAAUGUCUUCGAAGACGUAAAAUUCUUGCUUUUGAUGAUUCACUGGCCAGCGGCGUAGUAUCGUAUCUUCACGUAGACGAUUGCCAGGAGUCGACGCCGUUGACUCGCGUCGAUCUAGUCCCAGAUAAGGAAAGACAAGACAAUGAAAAGCUUUCUAAUAAAAGUCAUUAAUAUUCGUUCGUUCAAUCUCCGACCCAGCCACUAUCAACCACUCCAACAAGCGAAUCUAUAAGGAAGACUACUUUCUCGAACAGCCCCUCGGUGUCAAGCAGUACAAUGUGAUGCUACCUGUGCUCAGUCUCCCUGUAAUGAACUUCACGGUGAAGAAUUUUCUCGUAGCGAUUAGCGCAGCGCGCAACGAAUUAAAUGACAGUCAAUAAAGGCGCCAAUUGAACGAUUGAAAGGCAUUCCCAUCCCGAUGAAAAGAAAAAUAAAAGCCAAUGACAAAUCGGUGGCCAUGAUGAUCCUAUUCGACGACAACUACUCACAGCCGGUAAUAUAACUUUAUUCUGAAGCAAGCAUCGAACGAAGCAACAGACGAUCUGAAAGUAAACAUAUUGUUAGUGUUUAUUGGACCGAUUUUCUCGUUUGGAAAAAAUUAAGUUGUCUAUUCCGUAACCCUAUCAUAGCUGAAGAUGAAUUGGCACCUGUGAUUUUGACCAGCCAUUCUAUACGUUUAGCGGUUGAGUAAUCGUGCCAUCUAAAAACCAUGUGUAUACAUAUUGAAAUGCAGCUUGAAAAAUAGC
Molecule: messenger RNA, 2042 nt
Organism: Varroa destructor (honeybee mite)
Lineage: Eukaryota; Metazoa; Arthropoda; Arachnida; Mesostigmata; Varroidae
Source: RefSeq, a predicted model, not a curated record